AUGUACCUAUCGGAUAAGCCUCGCGCAAUUGAUUUCUACAAAGAGGAACUACCGCCGCGUGCUGCUUUGGGAGACAACAUGAUCAUAGAGGUCGUUUCCCCUAAUGGCGAUUUGCAGCCACUUCCCCAGCAGCAACAACACAAUAAUCCUCCUCCUCCGCCACCGCAGCAGCCACCUCAGCCACAACAAAUGAUACUUGGGGAUAGCAGCGGGGAGAUAGACUUGUUGUUCAACACUUCCAAAUCGAACAUGCACUUAUGGGAGCAGAUUUUGCUGAAGAUGAGGGAAAAGGGGUUUGAUCGAUCUCCAACCAUGUGUACUGGUAAGUGGAGGAACUUGUUGAAUGAGUUCAAGAAGGCUAAGCAUCAGGAGAAAGGAAGGAGUGGGGGUUCUGCAAAGAUGUCUUAUUACAAAGAAAUUGAUGAGAUUUUGAAGGACAAAGGGAAGAGUAGUCAACCGUAUAAAAGCACUACACCUACUUCCAAAGUCGACUCCUUUAUGCAGUUUGCUAAUAAAGGUUUUGAAGAUACAAGUUUAUCUUUUGGACCAGUUGAAGGUUCUUGGUGUGCAGCUAGUGGCAGGCCAACGCUGAACCUUGAAAGAAGAUUGGAUAGCGAUGGCCAUCCACUUGCCAUUACUGCUGCUAAUGUUGUUGCAGCAAGUGGAGUACCUCCAUGGAAUUGGAGAGAAGCCCCCGGAAGUGGUGCCGACAAUCAGUCAUAUGGUAGGAGGGUGAUAACAGUCAAGUAUGGAGACUACUUGAGAAGGAUUGGCAUUGAUGGAACUGCUGAUGCCAUCAAGGACGCAAUUCGGUCUGGUUUCAGAUUGAGAACCAAACGUGCAUUUUGGUUGGAGGAUGAAGACCAAGUAAUACGUAGUCUCGGCCGGGAUAUGACGCUCGGGAACUACACUCUUCAUCUUGAUGAAGGUUUGGGUAUAAAGAACGUCGAUAGAAUGGAUGAUCUAAGACCUCGUGCCUUGUAUCGUGGAGUGAAUUGA
Linum trigynum is the source of this 999-nucleotide messenger RNA. The record is from the annotation of a GenBank genome assembly. Lineage: Eukaryota; Viridiplantae; Streptophyta; Magnoliopsida; Malpighiales; Linaceae.